GCGGUUGUAGAAACGAGCGUAGACGUUGCAGCGCGCGACCGUAGGACUUGCUCGAACCCUUUCUUUGAGAGCCGAAGAGGGAAUCCGAGAACUCUGUACGUAACGGGAGGGAGCGAGGAAGGACAACGGGCACGAAGAAUUCUGGCAGAGGUUCGCAGAUCGUGAAGGAAGGAGCUGCAGUGCUAUCAACGACGGUGAGCGGAUAGAAUCGUCGUUAGGGUGCCAGCAUGCCGCAGCGUCACUCCAAGAAUAACAAUGAUCUCGCUUUUUUCACCUACGAUGAGAGGAGGAAACUUGGAUAUGGCACUCAAAAGGAACGCCUCGGCAGGGAUUCCAUCAAGCCUUUCGACGCCUGCUGUAUUUGCCUCAAGCCUCUGAUCGAUCCUCUGUGCUGUAAUAAAGGUCACCUAUUUUGCAAAGAAUGCAUCUUCGAGUGUCUUCUUGCACAGAAGAAAGAUAUCAAGAGGAAACUGGCCGUCUACAUGGCACAACAGAAGCAAGACAAAGAGGACGAACUAGAGAAGAAGAACUUGCUCAGGGAAGCAGAGUUGGAUACUUUUGACAGGCAAAAUAAUAGUGCUGUACCCAACGUGGAUGAUCGAAGCAAUGCCUCCGAUCGAUCCGGGAGCGGGUUUCAUGGUGCUAACAGUGUAAAAGUGACUUCGUAUGAAGAGGAGGCUCUCCGCACGAUGAAGGCAUUUUGGUUGCCGUCAGCUACUCCUGAAGCACAAGAGAGGGUUCAGGCGCCUUCCACCGACACGUGUUGCCCCGAAGGAAAAGAGAAGCUAAAACUCAAGGAUCUCUUUUCUGUCCAUUUCUCUGACGUUCCUCACAGAGAGAAGAAAGAGCUUGACCUGGAUGGGGAUAGAUUUCUUUGCCCAUCUUGCUCCGUAACAUUCACCAAUACAUCUACACUGGUCGUGAUAAGCAGCUGUGGUCAUGUUUUUUGCAAAAAGUGUUGUGACCAGUUCAUAUCCAAGGACAAGGUAUGUCUGGUGUGUAGCCGGAGUUGUAAGAGCAGGCAUCUGGUAACAUUGGAGAAGGGAGGCACAGGUUUCUCGGGCCACGGGGAUGAUCUUGAAGCUACUACAUUUAAACACGUAGGAAGUGGCACCGGAAUGGGACUUUCACGUCCUACAACACGGCUGUAGAAUUAUUUUACUGUACAAUUGCAACCCAUUUUCCAAAUCUCAGAGGAGUCCUGCCGAAUGCAUAUUCACAUAUUCAGUCACUUGAACACUUUGUUAUCAGACGGGUCUCUCUCAUUCCCUGAUAUGCAAGCUAAGGAUCCAUGGGAGAGGCAGAUGCUUGAUGGUAGGUGAGGGUUUUGCCAUAAAAUAUUUUAGAAGGUGAAAUAUUUCUCACUACCAUACGAAACGGAUAUGAGUCUAAUCAGUCUUGUGAAGAAGACUGAGAAUCGUGACAUCUUUGGAAGGUGUAUGUGCAGGCCUUCUCGGCCCUUUUGCGGUAUAUCUCUUCUUUAUUUAAAACCAUGGUGCAAGUUCCGUCCUGGUUCCCCCUGAGUAGUGUUUCAAGUCCAGGUUUAAAGUGAAAAGUCGACCUUUCUCCACGACUGUUCGAAGGUCGAGAGGUUCAGAACACCCUGUAGGGAGAGCUUGUUACACUGAGAGUCCAGACAUGUUUAAGUUUGGUUGGGAAAUAAUUCAAUAUCGUCGCAUCGUUCCUAUCUACAGCCUCUGCGAAAUGUGUGUUAACUAUACAUGGAGGACAUCUAGCAUCUCUUACCAUUUUUGUAUAUGGCUUGUCAAAAUCGUCGAAUAGGUGAAGAGAAAUUGUGUUCUGUAAUCUUCUCCGAGUUCCUCACUCACCAAAUUGACUAUAUUCGUCCCCAAUAUAAAAUGAAGAUCAGUGAAUUUGAAAACAGAUGGAACUACGAGGUUCUUCGUAUGAGAUUCACAUGUUCUCAUUUGAUAUGAGCUCCUUCUGUGAUCCUCGUCUUGUCACGACUCGUGAAGUUCUUCAAAUCCGUACUAUAUUAUACCUCAAGCCUUUAAUUAUUAUUGUGGUCUACAUCGUCAUGCGCGGUCUGCGGAAGCAAACAGCGAUUUUUCACAGCAGGGAUAAUAAGCUUCUGAAUGGGGAUGUUGUCGACAAUGACCUCUAUCUUCCGAUUAGCGGUUAAAUUGGAUAAACCAGAAGACCUGGCCCGUGCGGAUGCCGAACUUGAAGAAUGCGGAAGGAAUAUCGGACGGGAUUCUGAGUGUGGGAAUUUGUAUUUGUGAAUUCUGGCCAAAGUUUGGGAGUAUCAAACAAGUCUUCG
Molecule: messenger RNA, 2281 nt
Organism: Marchantia polymorpha subsp. ruderalis
Lineage: Eukaryota; Viridiplantae; Streptophyta; Marchantiopsida; Marchantiales; Marchantiaceae
Source: the annotation of a GenBank genome assembly